Ostrinia nubilalis (European corn borer) is the source of this 4221-nucleotide messenger RNA. RefSeq lists its product as uncharacterized. Gene Ontology annotation, molecular function: growth factor activity. Gene Ontology annotation, biological process: hemocyte migration. The record is from RefSeq and is a predicted model, not a curated record. Lineage: Eukaryota; Metazoa; Arthropoda; Insecta; Lepidoptera; Crambidae. The coding region runs from base 11 to 1345 and encodes 444 amino acids. Gene Ontology annotation, cellular component: membrane. The transcript is spliced from 7 exons.
CGCCGCCACGAUGCUGCGUCUGACCGUGCUGCUCGUGCUGCUCUCGCGCUCGCGCACCGCAUACGUGACCCCCACCUUCGCAGACCAGCUCGACCGACUCAACGAAAAGCUACAGAAAUUCCAACUGGAAGAAAAGAACCCACACGAAAAACUCUACGACAAGCUAGCGAAGCUGAAUGCUUUGAAUCCAAGGGAUUUGAACGAUGAUGAUGAGGAGUUACUGACGGCGAUGCAGAUGUGGGGCAUGCUGGAUCCUGAACAGUUGGAUGGAGUGGUGAAGGAUCUCCAGAGUGUUAGAGAAGAUGAAGAGGCGAGAAGUGAUCGGAUUCUUGAUGAUGACAGUGAUGGGGACUGGAAUGAUCUGGAAGAAGGCGACGACCCCAUCGACUGGGACCAGUACCAAGACGAAGAGAUGGAGAGCGCCUCCACGGCCCGGCCGGGGGUCGUGACACCCUCCGCCAUCACCAGGCUGGGACCAGGCUACCGGGAGACCGUCAUAUCCGCCGUCGACCCCAUCGCUGCCACUAAGGAACGGCCUAGGAUACUUGAUGAUUCGACCCUGACGGCGGUGGAGCGUCUGGCGCUGCGCAAAGCCACGUACGCGAACAUAGCGGCCGUGGUGAAGGCGGGCAAGUGCUCGGAGCCGCAGCCGCGCUGGCUCACGGUGCGGCAGCUGGCGCCUGCUGCCAACAUCGUAUACAUGCCACCAUGCGUACAGCUGCAUCGCUGCGCGCCCGACUCCGGCUGCUGCUACGACGAGGCGGAGGUGUGUGCGCCAGUCGCUGGCAAAUACGUCGCGCUGCCCUUCUAUCUGCAAAAAGCAGACGGCAACCGCAGCAUUGCGCGCAUGCUGUUCUUCAACCACACGAGCUGCGCGUGCGUCUCUCGAGACACGCUGCAGACCACUGUGCGCACGAGAAUAGACCAAGAACUACCGAAGCAGAUAGUCCGAGCGUCCGAAGAGUCACAAGAGAGGCAGAACGACUGGCGCGCCGGGACCGAGGAGCCUCACCUGUCAAGCGCCAGGGAGGACCACACCGCGCCGCCGCAGUUGCGGAGGUGCACCUGCCCCACGUUAUUCCUGGCGCGGCCUCUGAACGACGGCAUCUGUUCCUGCGUGUGCGAGUGGCCCGACGCGACGCGCCGCCGCGACUGUCUAUCGCAAGCGCGCGGCCGCGAGCACUUCAGCAUGCGGGACCGAGUCUGCAUCAUCCACGGCGACUGCAACACUCCAGCUUGCGAGUACGGCGCCUACGAGAAGAGCCUCGGCAAAUGCCCGCAGCGGCGAUACAGGCGGACCCGCUACCACCACAGGGCCAGGGCAACCGAGAGGCCUAGCGAUUAGACCCAAAAUACUGCUGAACAUUGAAUCUUAACACUUUUUAAUGAAUGGGGAUGAUAAAAUACUUAUGACCGCGUUACGCAAUGUUUUCUGGAUUGCUAGCAGUAGGGUAAGGUGGGGCACAAUGUUACAAGGGGUACAAUGUUACAAUGCAUAUUUCUCCGUCCCUUUCUAUAGUUGUAUGAUGUUCAGCGGCUCAGUUCAGCUUCUCAGCUCAGUUCAGCUCUUAUGAGCUUGACAAACGUGUGUGUAUACCAACAUCAUACAACUAAUAGAAAGGGAAGGAGAAAUAUGCAUCGUAACAUUGUACCCCGUGUAACAUUGUGCCCCACCUUACCCUAGACAUCUGAACAAUAUCUAUGUUCAGUAUUUCGAACGUGCCGGCAGUUGAAAAAGUGCGUAUAAAAAAUAACAGUCGUCUUUGCUUUAAUAAAGAUAAUUAAAUACCUACCUUCUUCAAACAUUUCGUGUAAUAACAGUGGCGCGGAUAUUUAUUUACCUUAUUGAAAAAUAUUAAGUCAAGCAUAUGUAUUGCCUCUACAAUUGUUAUUUAAAAUGUAUGGUAUCUACCUACGCCUUUAGUAGAAUAAUGAUUUACCAGUUCCUUGCUUUGGAUGUACCUACGAAUAAGAUUGAAAUUCAAGGCUAGAAGACAUAGAUUGUAAUUUUUCAAGCAUUUUAUACAAAUGUAAAAAAAAUUCUACAACAACAAAAAUUCGACGAUCUUGAAUCGCUAAUUUAUAAAACUUUUGCUAUUUGCCUACUUAUUAUCUAAGUAGGGUAAACCGUAUAGCUAUUGCCCACUUAAUCAUUUCAAACGUUUUGAGAUGAAAAAUUAAAGAAAGUAUUUUAAUUAUCGACCAUUUAUGACUUUUUUCUUAUAACUCAAUAAACUGUUAAACAGAAUAUUAACAGUUUUUAGUUAAAACUUACGUAACUUAGAAAAUAUUGAAAUAAAUUUAAAAUCCUCCAAAAAGUACAGUCAUUGCCCAUUACUUACACUAAUUGCCCACAUCAAAGCACAGUAAUUGCCCAUUAUCUUAAAACAAAAUAAUCAAUUUUAAAAUGACAAAAUAGGCUUUAAAUAAACAAAACAAAACAAUAAACUUCAAUUCUAGUAGUACAGUCUUCAAAAUUUCAAAAUAAAUUGCGUUUGGCCUUAUUAACUACAUAUUAUCAAAUAUUUCUUGAGCUGAUGUUGAUGAGUCAGAAUCUGUAGAGACAGAAUCAUCUACUUCAAAACAUAGAUGACGCAAAAAUUUGAAUUUUAUAUGUAUUUAUUUUUUUAUCUUCUUUUAUAUCAGUUCAAGUGGUUGCUCAGAAUAUUCAAUUAGCUGUUGGUUAUUCUUCCCUAAAGUUGUAUCUAUUUCCUUACAAUUAACAUUUUCACUAGUAGAUUUAACGUGGGAUUUUCAUUUUUUGUAUUUGCGUUUAAAUUUUUAUCAUUUUUUUCAAGCCAAGCCAUAUUUUUCAGAAAUUUAUCUUGUAGAUAAUUUGUUGGAUACAUCUUGUACAGCUUCGAUCGCUUUUUGCAAAUUUUCUAUGCUAUAUUGAACUUUUGAAGUCUUUGGCAUACUGAAAAUGAAACAUUAAAAGCUAUUUCAAUAUUUAUGCCUGUAAAUUGCAAAACAAGUCUAGCAAUGAGCAACUUAAACACUGCUACUGCAUGGUGGCAACACUCUAAUUAUAAUAAUUGCCCUGGGCAAUAACUAUUCAUUAACAUAUGGCAAUAACUGAAAUGAUGGUGGGCAAUAACUAAAAAUAUACAGAUUUACGUGCAGUGAUUACCCACCGUUAAAAUGACCGUUAGAAAUCAAAUUUUAUCAGUUAUUUUCAUUGAUAAUGGAGAAAACACUUAUAAUUUCAUCAUGACUAAACACCAUUAGUUGAAUAUUAAAUAACUUGCAAAAAAAAUUAACCUCUAAGCAAGUAAUUCCUUAGUAAAAUUGUUAAAGUCUUUACCUGUUUGAGUAACAUUUUCACCCAUCUUGACAAAAUCCGCCAUAACUGUUUUUUUUUUAGUGUUUCCUAUUGUAAAUUUUAAAUCUACUGUACGUUGAUCUCGGAGCCAUCUACUUAGUAAAUUCAAAUCUAAUUAGAGUGAUUCAAAGUCAGCACCUGACAAUAUUAUUCUUAAAGUGGGCAAUCACUACCAGUGGGCAAUCACUCUCUGGUUUACCCUACCUAUUAUUAUUUAUUUCGAAUGUAUAGACGCAUGCAAUAUAAAUAAGUAGAAUACAUUUGUAUUUGCUUUGCUCUUGUUUGCUUUGCAUUUACUAUGAUUCCGUGCGAAACUAUCGGAAACUUUUCGUAUUAUUUUUACUAUAUUUUUAAUACUCGUAAUUAUGUACGUAAAAUGAACGCAUUUUGUGCCAUAAAAAGGAGUCAUUGUCUUUAUUAUAAGAACUAUUAGUGUAAACACUAGAAAUAUGAUAUUGUAAAUUGUUUUAAUUUAUUAUUAAGUAGGUUUACGUACUUAUUGUCAUUUGCAUAAUAUUUUAGUUCGGACACAAAGAAUACGACUUUCCUUUAAGUAAGUUUAGUUGUAAGUUGUAAAUAAAUGUAUAACUACACAAACUUGUUUUGAUUUCUGAUAUUGAUUAAUAUGUGCAUGUGGAUUUAGUGAUCCGUGCAUAUAAAGGCUUAUUUAUAAAGGCCUCGCCAAAUACAAAAUGUUGUAAGGUAACAUACAAGAAAUUAAUAAAGCCGCAACAUUAACACAAAAACUUAGUAAAUCAAUACAUCAACCGACAGACAGCAGAAGCAUAUUGGUCCUGUUAGGGUUCUGAGACCCAUUGCACCCUUUGAGAAGGGUACCUUAAAAAUUACAACACCUUUAGAACUGUUACUUCUAGUUGAAUUACUAGAAUUCUCAAUUG